AGCAGAUCUGCAGAGACGCGGAGGUGAAGAGUCAGAAGUGAAGAUGAUGAAGAUGAAGAUGUGUGUGACUGCAGGUCUGCUGUUCCUCAUGUGUGUGUGUCUAAAAGAGCACAUGCUGGAGGCUUGUAGCUGUGGUCCCGCGCAUCCACAAGAGCUCUUCUGCCAUGCUGACGUAGUGUUUAAAGCUAGGGUACUUAGCAUGAAACUCAUCAAAAGCAUGUACCCGGGAGAAGGAUACUUUAAGUUCAACAUCAAUAUAACCAAGAUGUACAAGGGGUUUGAGCAUGCCGGAAUCAAGCAUUUCUUCACUCCUGAAGAUGAAGGAAUGUGUGGCAUCAGUCUGACCCGUAGCGUGUAUCUGUUCUCAGGGAAGCUCGUCUCCAGACACGAAGGACAUGCCAAGAAAAGUCUGACUGUUGAUCUGUGUGACAUCGUGAAGCAUUGGAGCAGACUCUCCAAAACUGAGAAAAAGAUCCUCAGUGUACACCGGAAAGCCUGUAACUGUCAGGUUAGUCACUGCUAUAUAGAGCCCUGUGAUGAAAACAAGUGCUACUUGAGAGACAUCUAUGAUCCAGACGAGGGCUCACAGUCGAUCUGCAUGGCCAACAGCACCGGCUCCUGCAGAUGGAUCAAUGCAUAAUAAUGCUGAAGAGCAACGGGGAAAAUGAGUGUGUGUGAGGCGAUUCGCUGUGGAGAUAGUGGCUUUUAACAGUGCUUAAAAUGCUUUAUAUGUGUCAGCUUUAUGAAUGUUAAAAUGAGCACAAGAGUUUUAUAAAGCUUUGCAAUGCAGUAGAAAAUACACACAUGAAAAGCUUUGCAUGAAAAAAAAAGUGUGUGUUUGUUUUAAAGAGAAAUGCAUGUUAAUAAACACAUACAUUCGGUG
Molecule: messenger RNA, 883 nt
Organism: Danio rerio (zebrafish)
Lineage: Eukaryota; Metazoa; Chordata; Actinopteri; Cypriniformes; Danionidae
Gene: timp4.3
Product: TIMP metallopeptidase inhibitor 4, tandem duplicate 3
Cellular component (GO): extracellular region
Molecular function (GO): metalloendopeptidase inhibitor activity
Source: RefSeq, marked validated